AUCGGGUGGCACCGGGACGCAUCGUCGUCAUGACAGUGGCAGUGUCUGGCACUGUAGGACUUCGUGACGUCGCCCGACGCCUCGACCAACUUGGAUCACUGUUCGCACUCCACCUCACGCCCAUGGCUCACUGGACAUGGGUCUUUGUCAAGGGCGGACGUACCAUUUCCGAGACGGCCAUUGUCCAAGGCUACUACGCCCCACAUCACGCCCACUUUAUCCUUCCACUCUCAUACCUAACAACGCCGCCCACCUCUUUCAGCAAGAAUCAACAGCUGCAACAGCAGCGUUGGCAGUACUGUGAAGCUCACGGUGCCAUGGGCGGCCUCUGUGACGAGGACACCCCCGACCCACUACCUGUGCCCCCUCCUCCGCCUGUGGCCCAGCAGUGGGCUCUGGAUGGGGUGCCCGUGGUGGUGACGGCAGGCAACAGACACCAGUACCUCUACCACACCCUCACCACCCUCCUCACCACACCUGGGGCACAACACAACAACAUACUCGUCGCCCUCGGUGACGCGCCACAACCCACAACACAACUCCUCCGUCUACUCAACAUCACCUUCACUAAACUUGUCGUACACGGUAAAGACAACAACAAGCUCUUCCGUUACUACCGCAGCGUCUUCCAGUACGUCGCCCGCACCUUCCCCGACGCUCCGGCAGUCAUCAUCCUCGACGAAGACGUACAAGUCUCUCCAGAUUUCUUCUCCUACAUGAGCCAGACGCUCUGGCUCCUCUACCAUGACCCGACACUCUACUGCGUCAACGGCUACUCAGCUACAGGUUUUCAAGGAAUAUCACACGAUCCGAAAACAUUAUUGCGAGCUAACGUCCAAGUAGAGUGGGGCUUCGCGGUGACACUAGGUUUCGUCAAAGAAGUUAUCAGUAGAUGGCCGAGUGACCCCUCAGAGACAGACACACUGUUCUACGAUGAGUGGCUGUACAAACACGGCAGUAAGGGGCGGGAGUGUGUCUUCCCUGAAAUUAGCAGAACAAUACAUUAUGGUAUUGGCGUCAACUCUGAAGCUUGGAGUACAGAGAUGUAUUUCUUGUUUAAACCCAUGGUCCGAGAGGCUCAUGUUUACCUGGACAACGUGAACAGAAUGCUGCAGCGGCCGUGGGAGGAACACUUCUCCCGCAGCAUUAAAGAAGCCACACCGCUCACGGGCAACCCCUGCAGCGAUACCUUCGUGCCAUCUAUCAACACUGCCACCAACUUCGUGUUUUACUACCGCGUCAACAAGAAGCCAGACGGACAACUUGAUUACAGAAACUUUUUGUACGCCGCUACAUGUCUCAACGCGUGGGGUGUGUCCGAGCAAGGCUUACACCAGAAGGUGUUGACAGUCAGGGUGUCCAUGCUAGCCACACUCUACCUCGUGGGUGCUCCAUAUUCUCCCUACGCUCACUUCCGCCCACGACACAUCCGCCCAUGGGUUUACGAUUUAGUUUCCGACGAAGACGAUAAAAUCAUUAUGAAGAGAAUAGCAGAGAUCCAAAUAGGGAAAUAUAAAAUACUUAAUUGGAACGUUACAAGUGACUCCUUGAUGGACUUAUUAUCUGUGACAAACUAA
Molecule: messenger RNA, 1577 nt
Organism: Homarus americanus (American lobster)
Lineage: Eukaryota; Metazoa; Arthropoda; Malacostraca; Decapoda; Nephropidae
Product: protein O-linked-mannose beta-1,2-N-acetylglucosaminyltransferase 1-like
Exons: 1
Coding region: 30-1577 (515 amino acids)
Biological process (GO): protein O-linked glycosylation via N-acetylgalactosamine
Cellular component (GO): Golgi membrane
Molecular function (GO): beta-1,3-galactosyl-O-glycosyl-glycoprotein beta-1,3-N-acetylglucosaminyltransferase activity
Source: RefSeq, a predicted model, not a curated record